This is a messenger RNA of Penicillium concentricum, 273 nucleotides long. RefSeq names its product succinate dehydrogenase assembly factor 1. Gene Ontology annotation, biological process: mitochondrial respiratory chain complex II assembly. Bases 1 to 273 code for a protein of 90 amino acids. The transcript is spliced from 3 exons. NCBI's taxonomy places the organism in Eukaryota, Fungi, Ascomycota, Eurotiomycetes, Eurotiales, Aspergillaceae. Gene Ontology annotation, cellular component: mitochondrion. The record is from RefSeq and is a predicted model, not a curated record.
AUGGCCAGGCUCUCCGGUCUCCAGAGGGACGUUCUGUCUCUAUACCGAAAAUGCCUACGAGAGAUCCGAAAUAAGCCGGAGGUGGGUUAUGUCACUUCAUCCGACAACUAUGCUCGAUAUCGGUGCAAUCCGGCUAAGACGGUAUACAGGGCAGAGUUCCAAAAACAUAUCUCGGUGAAUAAGAAAGACUUUAGCACAAUUGAGUAUCUCUUGCGCAAAGGAAAUCGACAGCUCGAGCUGUAUGCUACCCCGGGAAUCCGCAAUAUCCGAUGA